This is a messenger RNA of Temnothorax curvispinosus, 1925 nucleotides long. RefSeq names its product peroxisomal hydratase-dehydrogenase-epimerase-like. Gene Ontology annotation, cellular component: cytoplasm. Lineage: Eukaryota; Metazoa; Arthropoda; Insecta; Hymenoptera; Formicidae. Bases 180 to 1925 code for a protein of 581 amino acids. The transcript is spliced from 13 exons. The record is from RefSeq and is a predicted model, not a curated record. Gene Ontology annotation, molecular function: oxidoreductase activity, acting on the CH-OH group of donors, NAD or NADP as acceptor.
AUCCACGUCAUAUCGAUAAAGAGACAUCUCGGCUCUUAAACUCGCGCAUUUAACGCUUUUACUGUAGAAAUAUAAAAUUUGCGAACGGAAAUUCGCAUAUCUUAUUAAACCAAAGAGUAUUUUUAUAAGUGAAGAAAUAUACUUGGAAGAGAUUGACUGCUGAAAAAAUUGGUGAAAAGAUGCAGAUCAAGGAUAAACGAGUUAUAGUUACUGGAGCAGCAAGUGGUAUGGGCCUUGCAUUUAGCAGGGAGUUGCUACGAAAUGGCGCUUUGAUGAUAGUUAUGAUCGAUAUACGGCAGUCUCUUGGAGAACAAGCUGUAGAGAGUUUAAAUAACGAGUUUGGCCGCAAACGAGCUGUAUUUCUCCACUGCGACGUGACGAAUAAUUCCGAAUUUGACGCCACGUUCAAAGAGGCGAUCAAUAUCCUCGGCGGGCUGGAUAUUUUAAUAAAUAAUGCAGGCGUAAUAAAUGAAACUGAUUUUUCCGAAGCCAUCGAUGUUAAUGUGACAGCUGUAAUUCGUGGGACUCUUCUGGGGAUUCAACAAAUGCGAAAGGACUCCGGAGGCAAGGGUGGUGUCAUCGUAAAUAUUUCGUCUAUCGCCGGAUUACGAGCUGUGUCUCAACUCCCGGUGUAUUCUGCUACGAAGCACGCCGUCGUUAGCUUCAGCCGUUCCUUUGCGCAACCUUAUCAUUACCAGAGGACUAAUGUAAAAAUAAUUGUUCUGUGUCCCGGUUUGGACGAUAUAUCAGUCUUGGAGGAUUUACCGGAGGGUAUUUCGAACGUUGAUAUUUUGCAGAAUUACCGACCUCAGAGGGUGGAAAGCGUAGCUCAUGGAUUGAUAUACGUAAUUCGAUGCGCGCAGAACGGCAGCGUGUGGAUCAGCGAGGAUGGAAAACCGGUUUACGAGGUGCAGCUUCCCGAUACUUUGCCGCAGAAAACCGAAGUUGACGCGGAGGCCUAUUUAUAUCCAAGUUUCAGAAUCCUUCGCCGUCGUUCUUCAGCGUCGGAAAGGGCGAAGGAAAUGGAAGCGAUCAAUUGUAUCGUUUCGGGAAAAAAUGUUCUAAUAACUGGCGGUGCGGCAGGAUUGGGCAACGCUUUUCUUAACCAUUUCUUGAAGCACGGAGCAAACAAAAUAAUUAUAUUGGACAUCGACGCUGAAACCGGUAAACGAAUCGCACUCGGCAUCGAGAAAUCUUGCGGCGAGAAGAAGGUGCACUUCAUACACACCGACGUAUCUAAUCACAAGCAAGUGGCUGAGGCUUUCAAAGAGGCAUCAUCGCUAUUAGGAAACAUUGACAUCGUGAUAAACAACGCUGGAGUUUUAGACGAGCGAAGAUGGGAGAAGGAAAUCGCUGUGAACAUUGGAGGCAUGGUCGGCACCGCAAUGCUAGCUAUGAAAUAUAUGAGCAGAGAUACGGGUGGUAACGGUGGUAUCUUGGUGAACGUGAGCCAGCAUAUGGAUAUUCGGAAUACAGCUCAACUUCCGGUUUACAGUGCCACGAAACAGGCUGUCAUCGGUCUAUCGCAGUCUCUUUCGGAUCCUUAUCACUACGAGAAGGCCGGCGUUACCGUGAUAACUUUGUGUCCAGGACUGACGGAAACCGCCCUGACAAUAGACAGCCCCAAUAGACUUCUUUCCAGAGUCAUGAAGGCGGAUUUCGUCAAAAAUCUCGAACAGUUUUCGAUACAAACGCCUUACGUAGUCGCGCAGGGCCUAAUGACGAUCUUGAGGAUCGGCGAGUGCGGCAGUAUUUGGGUUAUCGAGAGUGGCAGAGCGCCUUACGAGGUUUACGUGCCGAAUCCGCGUACUCUGCGUCGUCACUACAAGAACAACUUCCCACACGUCGAAACUAAGGUCGCGCGAGGUCGCGCGAUAAGAGAAGUCUGCGACAGCACGAGGACAGAUCUGAUGAGCUGCGCCUGA